AUGGAUGGAUACUUCUCCGCUGAAGAAGAAGAGGAUUACGAUUACUCCUCCGAUCAACACUCUUUGGACGGGAUUGAUAAUGAUGAUUCCGAUUUGCAUCCUUCCUCUUCCAAAAAAUCAUCCACCCAGGUCAUCACUCAGGAAUCGCUCCUGGCAGCACAGAGAGAAGAUUUGCAGAGGGUGAUGGAAUUGUUAUCUGUUAAGGAGCACCACGCGCGUACGCUUCUCAUUCAUUACCAAUGGGAUGUGGAGAAGUUGUUCGCUGUGUUUGUUGAGAGAGGAAAGGAAAGCUUGUUUUCUGCAGCUGGUGUUACUGUGUAUGACUAUCGUCAAUAUGGAAACUCUUCCUCUUCUCACUCUUCAAAUAUGACUUGUGAUGUCUGCAUUGAGGAUUUACCAGGCGAUCAGAUGACGAGAAUGGACUGUGGCCAUUGCUUUUGCAACACUUGUUGGGCGGAGCAUUUUGCUGUGCAGAUAAAUGAAGGACAGAGCAAGAGGAUUAGAUGCAUGGCUCAUAAGUGCAAUGCAAUUUGUGAUGAAGAUGUUGUGAGGAGUCUGGUUAGUAAAAGUCGUCCGGAUCUAGCUAAGAAGUUUGAUCGUUUCCUUGUGGAGUCAUACAUUGAAGACAACAAAAUGGCCAAGUGGUGUCCAAGCACUCCCCAUUGUGGGAAUGCGAUACGAGCUGAGGAUGACAAGCUUUGCGAAGUUGAAUGCUCCUGUGGUGUUCAGUUCUGUUUCAGCUGUCUGUCUCAAGCUCACUCCCCUUGCUCUUGCUUGAUGUGGGAGCUGUGGAGAAAGAAGUGCCGAGAUGAGUCUGAGACGGUUAACUGGAUAACCGUACACACGAAGCUCUGUCCCAAAUGUUGCAAACCUGUGGAGAAGAAUGGUGGAUGCAAUCUUGUUAGGUGUAUCUGUGGACAGUGUUUUUGUUGGUUAUGUGGUGGAGCUACAGGGAUGAGUCACACUUACAGGAGCAUCGCUGGUCACAGUUGUGGUAGGUACAAAGAUGACAAAGAGAAGCAGAUGGAGAGAGCCAAGAGGGAUUUGAAUAGGUAUAUGCAUUACCAUCUCCGAUACAAAGGGCAUAUGGAUUCAUCAAAGCUGGAGGAUAAACUCAGAGACACUAUGCUUGAGAAAGUGUCAAAGUCAGAGCAGAAGGAGUUGAAAGUCAAAGACUUCAGCUGGGUCACCAAUGGACUCAACCGGUUAUUCAGAUCAAGACGGAUUCUUUCGUACUCGUAUGCUUUUGCAUAUUACAUGUUUGGUGAGGAGCUUUUCAAAGAUGAGAUGAGCCCUAAGGAGAGAGAGAUGAAGAAGAAUCUGUUUGAGGAUCAGCAGCAGCAGCUGGAGGGUAACGUUGAGAAACUUUCCCAGUUCUUGGAGGAGCCCUUUGAUGAGUUUAGUGAUGAUAAAGUCACGGAGAUAAGGAUCCAGAUCAUCAAUCUGUCUGUUGUGGUGGAUAGCCUCUGCAAGAAAAUGUAUGAGUGUAUUGAGAAUGAAUUGCUCGGCUCUCUCCAAUGUGGCAUCCACAACAUCGCACCUUACAGUUCAAAGGGAAUCGAACAAGCAGCUGAGUUUCAUGCUUCCUGGAAUUCCAAUGGUGCUGACAAACCACAGCCUUUGGAUAGUGUUACAAGCGGAGAGACAUCGAAGCCAUCAAGGGACUCGGAAGACACCAUUUGCUCUUCUUCACAGAAACGUCCCAGAAGAGAAGAAACUUUCAUAAACAGCAAAAGCAAAGUCACUUUGUUGGACUUGAACUUGCCGCCUGAUUUCGUCGAUCAAAACUGA
This is a messenger RNA of Microthlaspi erraticum, 1791 nucleotides long. The record is from the annotation of a GenBank genome assembly. Lineage: Eukaryota; Viridiplantae; Streptophyta; Magnoliopsida; Brassicales; Brassicaceae.